AUGAGCGACCCCUCUGGACCUGGAGAUAUCAGCGCUCAGCGGCGACGUCUGACAGCGUCCUUGGAAAAUCUUCAAAACCUCAUCACGCUCAUCCCGGAGACUGCACCCUUGGCAGCGGCUGAUGGCCCCCUGGUGCGGAAUUUCGGCGACCUCGAUGUCGACUCUGAGGAGGGCCCUUACUACGCUCUAGACAGAGCGUGGGUGCGCACCUUUCAGGUCUCCGCCGAGGAGCAAGAGAGCUUGAUCUGCCGUGGACAACAUGGCAUUACAUUUCUCUACAAUUGUCUAGUCUGGCUCGCUACGCUCCCUACUAUGGUGGCUAACAACGGUCUCUUUCUGCUGGCAGAGAGGGUGGAUGCGCUAAACCGUCUUGUGGCCCGACGCAAGGAGGGUAAGUUUGUUAUACAGCAUAAUGUUUUGUACAAGUAUUGCUCAUACUACAACCACAAUAUAGCUCCGUCCGAGGACACUACCACGCCGCAGGCGCAGGCACGGAGUUCCAAGACAGCCAACGAACAGCCACACAAACCAAGCGCUGCGAAGGGCAAGGUAGGUGUUCCUUAUGAUAUGUACCAAACAUACGUCGGCUCAAGUGCGCACCACAGCAACUCAGCCGACGACGAGCCGCUCAGGCGUGGCCGCCCUGCGCACAAGCAAACCUGGGUGAUUGCGCACUUUGUACCACUGCGGUAUUCGGCAAACGGGAAGAGUCUGUGGAAAUGGAAAUGCAAUUUCUGCAACACGUACCGCACAUCGCCGAGGACGCCAGGCUGCAAGGACUUCGAUAAAGAAGCUCCGGAGCUGCGCCGCCCGCAGUACGCCAGCAAUUUCAUCCGGCACCUCUCGAAGGAGUGCAAGAAGAUUCCGGACAACUCAAAGUUCGAAGCAUGGCAAGCACGUCACCUCGAGGGCACUAGACAGGGUGUAUCGAAUGGCGAGACGCAGGCGAACGCAGCACCCGAGGAGCUCGGUGGGGUCAUCAAUGGUGAGUCGCUUCAGCGCGGCUUGAUGAGCGGGUUCGUGGCUCGUGGACGUGAGAAUCCGGAGAAGCAGCUGAACAGGAUUUUGAAGGGCCUCACAUCCAAGGUUUCUAUCGCAAGUGAUGCAUGGUCCAGUAAGAACUGCGUCUUUGCAUUCAGCGGUCUCGGAGCAUUCUGGAUUACCAAAAAUUGGGUGCUCGUCUCUUGUCCCCUGAACCUGCUUCCUCUCGGCGGCGACCAUACGGGGUCCGCAGCGGCAAGGCUUCUGCACCGUGCGCUCAAAAAGCGCGGCCUCAUCAAGAAGCUCAGUAGGUGGCCUUAUCGCAACAUUGUCAAUCUAUUUCUGACUAGUCUGGUCACGGAUUUAGUGGGAAGUACGGCAGACAAUGCCUCGUCAAAUGGGAAGAUGAACCGCGUCCUCGCUCGCCGCAUCGCACGAGACCAUCAAAUCUAUCUUGAUCCUGAUGACAUUCAGGUUGGCUGCGCCGGACAUGUCGUGAAUCUGGGUGCACAGUACGUCACACCCUCCGCAUCCCGGUACAUCGAUCUCAUCGCUCACGGCAUUGCAGGGACUUCCUCCACGCUCUCGGGCUUGCGCCAAAUCCCGACAUAG
Trametes versicolor FP-101664 SS1 is the source of this 1593-nucleotide messenger RNA. RefSeq lists its product as uncharacterized. The record is from RefSeq and is a predicted model, not a curated record. Lineage: Eukaryota; Fungi; Basidiomycota; Agaricomycetes; Polyporales; Polyporaceae. The transcript has 6 exons. Bases 1 to 1593 code for a protein of 530 amino acids.